This is a messenger RNA of Archocentrus centrarchus (flier cichlid), 803 nucleotides long. It is a transcript of the gene smim10l3, whose product is annotated as small integral membrane protein 10 like 3. Bases 203 to 403 code for a protein of 66 amino acids. NCBI's taxonomy places the organism in Eukaryota, Metazoa, Chordata, Actinopteri, Cichliformes, Cichlidae. The record is from RefSeq and is a predicted model, not a curated record. The transcript is spliced from 2 exons.
CCAUCCGUGUGUCACACCGUAAUGAGUCCCCGCUAGAAAAGCUAUCGGGGUGGAGCAGCUCUGCCAACACAACCUAUGUGAAAAAAAAAAUGGAGCUCAGUUUCGAUCAGCGAUAGAAAUAUGAACUGUGACACCGCUGCCCUCGUGUCGCCUCACCAACUGAUAAAGUUACCCUGAAAACCAGCGGACGGACUGGGCCUGUAUGGCGGGUCUGUCAUAUUUGGUGCUCCGGUUUUCGGGCUCCGCUGGUCGGACGUACGGAGUGUUUUCCAAAGGCUUGACGAGGACUUUGUUGAUAUUUUUUGAUCUCGCAUGGCGGCUGCGAAUCAGAUUCCCUUAUGUCUACCUUGUCGCCUCGAUGAUGUUUAAUGUGAGAUUACAGGUUCACAUUGAAAUCCACUGAGUCUUCAAUGGCUGCAUUUAGACUUAACAAUGGAUAGUGAGCACAGCCACGUUUCAGCCGUCAGAAAACACCAGCUGACCCCACACAACGAUGUGAAGAAAGAAGACACUUAAUUUGAUCCAACACAGUGACGUGGCUGUUUGUUUCUACCAGCCGGGCCCGGUGGGUUUGCAGGUGAUGGUCAGCGAUGGUGUCUGCAGAAAUGAGACGGGGUGAGCAGUGAUAUGCGAAGGUGGAGGGGAGAGACGCCUCACAGUCACCGAUUCAGGAGAAGCUCGUCAGGUCCAUGAAGAUAUUUACUCCUCUUUCCUCUCUGUUAUCGAGGACUGUAGCCUGAAUUCAAACAUGAAAACAGAUGAUUGUUGCUGUGAAACCUUGUAGUUUCUCUUUGUGUCUCACA